Messenger RNA from Syngnathus acus (greater pipefish), 4261 nucleotides. RefSeq names its product N-acetylglucosamine-1-phosphate transferase subunits alpha and beta (gene gnptab). The transcript has 22 exons. Gene Ontology annotation, cellular component: Golgi apparatus. The record is from RefSeq and is a predicted model, not a curated record. NCBI's taxonomy places the organism in Eukaryota, Metazoa, Chordata, Actinopteri, Syngnathiformes, Syngnathidae. Gene Ontology annotation, biological process: carbohydrate phosphorylation; N-glycan processing to lysosome. Gene Ontology annotation, molecular function: calcium ion binding; UDP-N-acetylglucosamine-lysosomal-enzyme N-acetylglucosaminephosphotransferase activity. The coding region runs from base 129 to 3653 and encodes 1174 amino acids.
CCCCGCCGCCGUCGCCGACGAAGAAGUAACAACACGUAUGGCUGUCAUGUGUGCCGACGGUCAGCUGACUAAUCCCGCUCUCUCCCCGUGUGUUUAGUUCGGUGUUUUGACUCGCUAUUGUCGAAUGAAUGCGGCGCUAUGGUUGGCCCAGGAGAGCCAUGGUAGUCGUCAACUCGGUGCUGAAGCUUCUUCAGCGGCAGACGUACACCUGUCUGUCCCACCGUUAUGGACUCUACCUUUGCUUCGGCGGCAUCGUCCUCAUGAUAGUUUCCGCUUUCCAAUUCGGGGAGGUGGUGGUGGAGUGGAGCCGAGACCAGUACCAUGUGCUCUUUGACUCCUACAGAGACAACUUGGGCGGCAAGUCAUUUCAAAGCCGGCUCUGCCUACCCAUGCCCAUCGACGUGGUGUACACGUGGGUGAAUGGCACCGACGUGGCUCUGCUGAGGGAACUUAAAGCCGUGAGAGAGCAACUGGCAGAGGAACAGAGAGUUCUGAGAGAACAUCUGGGGAAAAAUUCAAGUGAGACGACAGAAGAACCGAAAGUCAGGGCCAAAGCAGAAUGCUUGAUGUCCCACUGCAUCAUGGCGCCCAUGCUGGCGUUGGAACCCGCCCUGCCGGCCAACGGCACGCUCCGGGAGUUGCCGGCGCUCUCGCCGGCGCUGGCGGCCGCCAAGGAGCUGCUGCAGCUCCGCGGGCCCGUUCACCCGUCCACCGCCGCCUCCGUGCUGGUCUUCAAUUCCCAGGCAGACGCUGAGAACGCCUACGUAGAAACGUUCAAGGAAGACAAGAAAUUCUCCGUGUCCCGAUGUUACCUAACCACGGAUAAAGAGGCUCCGGGUCUGAUUCGCAUGCAGACGCUGGCCUACCUCAGCGGCUUCCCGCCCACCUUCAAGGAAACGGAGCAGCUGCGAACCAAGCUGCCCUCAUUUGUCACCGACAAGAUAAAACAGUUUGAGCUGUAUUCGGAGGCCAGCAUCGCUCUGCUUCACCUCAAAGGCCCGCAAGACUUCACCGACCUCAUGCAAAAGUCCAAGAAGAACCUGACGCUGGAUGGGAAGGAGCUGACCAUUAGCCCCGCCUAUCUCUUCUGGGACCUGAGUGCCAUCUCGCAGUCCAAGCAGGACGAGGACGUCUCGGCCAGCCGCUUCGAGGACAACGAGGAGCUGCGCUACUCCCUGCGCUCCGUGGAGAAACACGCGCCCUGGGUGCGACACGUCUUUGUGGUCACCAACGGGCAGAUUCCCUCCUGGCUCAACCUGGACAACCCUCGCGUUUCCGUCGUCACGCAUCAGGAGCUGUUCUUGAACCGCAGCCACCUCCCCACCUUCAGCUCGCCCGCCAUCGAGAGUCACAUCCACCGCAUCCCGGGACUCUCGCAGAAGUUCAUUUACCUCAACGACGACGUGAUGUUUGGCAAAGACGUCUGGCCGGACGACUUCUACAGCCAUUCCAAAGGACAGAAGGUGUAUCUCACCUGGCCCGUUCCAAAUUGCGCGGAGGGCUGCCCGGGAUCCUGGAUCAAGGACGGCUAUUGUGACAAGGCGUGCAACAACUCGGCCUGCGACUGGGACGGAGGCGACUGCGCUGGUGCCGCGGGGAGCAGCAGGUUCCCUGUCGGCGGCCCCGGCGAAGUCGGCGGGCAUUUGUGGCAGUUCGCCGGCGGUCAACUCGGCCUGGCCGCAGCCUCGUACUGUAACCAAGGUUGCGCCACCUCCUGGCUGGCGGACAAAUUCUGCGACCAAGCCUGCAACGUGCUCUCCUGCGGCUUCGAUGUGGGCGACUGCGGCACAGAGCAUUUUGGAGAGCUGCACCGCGUCACUCUGCUGAGUAACCAGACUGCGUACGUCCUCCCGGUCGGAGAGAUCCGACCUUAUUUCAGCUUCGACGGACUGGCGCACAGGGUCUCGGAGGCCCACGUGAGCGACAACCCGACGGUGCGUCACACCUCCGUGGCCAACAAAUGGAAGAGCAUCCACCUUCUGCUCCACCCCGGCCACAACGCCAGCACGCUCCAUUACAACGUCACCUUCCAAAGAGAGGACAGCACGGCGUUUACCAAGAUCUUCAGCGUCGCUGUGGACACGCGUCAGAUUCCGCCGCUUAACAGGACACAGAGCAGCAGGGAAAGCUCCAGCCAGAAGCCCUCGGUGAUGACGGAAGCGCCCUUUGUCUUCUCUGACGUACCGGAAGACAAGAGGGCUCCCAAGGUCCAGAAGAAGCAAGCGGAAGAACUGGUGGCCGUCGUAGACGUUCCCGCUCUCAACGAGUCGCUCUUGCCGGCUCCCGUGCGCAGGGAGCUUCAGAAGCUGGAUGAGAAACUCCUCAAAGGAGACAUCACACUGAAAGGUUACAACCUCACCAAGGCUCAGCUGCUAAGCACCCACCAGGAGGAACGUGACGGAGACAAGCUUGACCUUCCUAUUCUGACGGAGAGGCCCAAAGCCUCCAAGCUCCUGAGCCACAUUACCAAAUUAAAGAGCACCGAAUGGCAAGUGCAGCCCCACCACCUUUCUGCGGUGGGGAGGAAGCUCCAACACUUUGUCCCGGCUGACAGAGGCUUCCUCCCAUGGGAGAAGCAGAAGUACUUCCAAGACCUGCUGGAGGAAGAAGAGCGCCUGCAGAGGGCGCUGACGUAUGACACGGACGGCGGCGCCGGCGGACGCAAGUUGCGCGACACCUUUGCCGACUCGCUGCGCCACGUCAACAAGCUGCUCAACCGCCAGUUUGGCUUUGCGUCUCGCAAGGUCCCCGCGCACAUGCCGCAUAUGAUUGAUCGGCUGGUCAUGCAGGAGCUGCAGGACACAUUCCCAGACGACUUUGACAAGACGUCGGCUCACCGUGUGCGCCACCCGGACGACAUGCAGUUUGCCUUCUCCUACUUCUACUUCUUGAUGAGCACCCAGCAACAGCUCAACGUCUCCGAGGUGUUUGACGAGGUGGACACCGACCACUCCGGCGUCUUGUCCGAUCGCGAGAUCCGCACUCUGGCAGCCAGGAUUCACGAGCUCCCCCUCAGCCUGUUGGACCUUACGAGCUUGGAGCAGAUGUUGAUCAACUGCUCCAAGACACUCCCGAAGAACCUGAGCCAGCUCCACCUGGUGAACCCUACCCAGGAGGCCUACUACGACCACAGCAUGCCGCCCGUCACCAAAGGCCUCAUCGUGCACUGCACGCCCAUCACGGAUCGCAUUCGCAAAGCCUUCGUGGACCAGAACAAGUACAAGUUUGAGAUCAAGGGCGAGGAGGACAUCGCCUUCAAGAUGGUCCGCACCAACGUGUCGCACGUGGUGGGCCAGCUGGACGACAUCAGGAAGAAUCCCAGGAAGUUCAUCUGUCUGAACGACAACAUCGACCACACCCACAAGGACGCCGCCACCGUGAAGGCCGUGCUCAGGGACUUCUACGACUCCAUGUUCCCGCUGCCGUCCCAGUUUGAGCUGCCCAGGGAGUACCGCAACCGCUUCCUUCACAUGGACGAGCUCCACGAAUGGCGAGUCUACCGGGACAAGCUGAAGUUCUGGACCCACUGUGUCCUCGUGGCGCUGGUGGCCUUCACCGUCAUGUCCUUCUUCGCCGAACAGCUGGUCCACUUAAAGCGCAAGCUAUUCUCCCGUCGCCCAAUGGCCAAGCACGACAACCCCGAGAGAGUUUGAACCAGGAAGUCCUCUGAUGCGUCUUCGUACUCUGAGGAUCCAUCUGGAUUUUUUUUUCUUUCACUAUUUUGCACUCCUGAGGCUCUCGAUUUCAAUUUUUUUUUUUUUUUUUUUGAGGCCGUGAAAACGACCACAGACUGACGAUUUGACACGGGUUCCCCAAUCGCUGGAUUCUUUUGCGUCAGGAACUGUUGGACAUUUUGCUACUCGGUACGUUUUAAUGAAAUUGUAAAACAAGGAGUCGUCCAUUUCCAAUCAUGUCUUCGACAAUAUGGGACCUACAAGUGCCUUCUUUGUUCCUUUUACAAAUGUUUUGUCAAGAUGUCGUCUACUAUUGUGUGUGUGUGUGUGGGCGUUUAGGACUCAACGGGCCUUUCUUAAAUGUGUGUUUGUCAGUUGCGGCAGCUUCCUUCUCGCGCGUGCGUGUGUCCCCGUGGGACUCGGCAGACUCGCUCUAAUGUCUGAAAUUCAGACACAUCGGCUCUUAACUUAUUUUUGAGAUUGUGACGUUGCCAUGGAGACUGAGCGCUUUAUACUGUAUGUCGCCGCCCUUUACGAGUCGCUUGCUACGGUUCUCCCAACUGAAAUAAAAUGUGUCCCGACAUGUC